This is a messenger RNA of Syngnathoides biaculeatus (alligator pipefish), 4257 nucleotides long. RefSeq names its product SMG8 nonsense mediated mRNA decay factor (gene smg8). Gene Ontology annotation, biological process: nuclear-transcribed mRNA catabolic process, nonsense-mediated decay. Bases 141 to 2900 code for a protein of 919 amino acids. NCBI's taxonomy places the organism in Eukaryota, Metazoa, Chordata, Actinopteri, Syngnathiformes, Syngnathidae. The record is from RefSeq and is a predicted model, not a curated record. The transcript is spliced from 7 exons.
CUUCGCUUCACUCGGCUGCGAAGAAAGGCGGCGACGCGGCUGACCCGAACGACUUUUGUUGUUUUUCUCUUAUCGGGGCGAGCUACUGAGCUACCGACGAGCUGGUGGCGGAGGACGAGCGUAAACUACCGGCUUGCAGGAUGAAAUACGCAAACAUGGCCGCUCCUGUGAGCAUAGAGGGGCUUCUCCGAGCGGCUGUCUCGGAGGACGCUGAACACCGAGACGACGGUCUGUGCGUGGUGGGCAUCUUCGGCAAAAGCAACAUGCAGCUUGGGGCCCUCAAGGAGUCUCUCGUCAACACCCUGGCGGACAAGCACGUCUUCUCAGUGUUCGGCGGGGCCGACGAGGAGGAGGGGGGCGGCGGCGGCGGCAUCCAGGCGCUGUACUCCCCGGACAACCGCGUCUUGUACCUCCUGCUCUCCUCCGUCUUCGACGGCUGCCAGCUGCUGCGCUUCUGCCGCUCCCCGAGCGCGGGGAGCGGCCACGCCGACGCCUACGACUUCUGGAAGGGGCUGGAGCGCCAGCACUGCCUCCGUUUGCUCUACCUGUUCUCGGUGUGUCACGUCCUGCUACUCGUCCACCCGAGCCACACGUUCGACAUCACCUACGACCGGCUCUUCCGUGCCUUGGACGCCCUGAGGCAGAAGGUGCUGCCACUCACCCGGGCCGCCGUCAGGGACUGCCCGGUGUCCAAGGAGUGGAAGGUGAACUGCCGGCCGUGCCCGCCUCGGCUCCUCUUCGUCUUCCAGAUGAACGGAACUCUUAAGGUCCCCAAUGGAACCGAGUUGGGUAUCCAUCCAGACAAACCCAAGAAGCACUCGCCACGUCGACGCCUGCAGCACGCUCUGGAGGACCAAAUCUAUCGCAUCUUCCGCAAAAGUCGCGUGCUGACCAACCAGAGCAGCAACUGCCUGUUCACCGUGCCUGCCAACCAGGCCUUCGUCUACGUGAUGCCUGCCUCCGACGAGGACCCCGUGGGUGCCCUGCUGAGCCAGCUGCGCUCCAACUGCGUCCUGUGCGAGCACGACUCCGGCGCGCCGGUGUCCGGGCCGCGGCGCUAUCAGCAGACGCGGCGCUCGGCCCGGCAAGCCGCGGCGGAGCAGUUGCCCCCGACGUCGGCGGGCGCUCCGCCGGCCGACUGCAGCUUGAAAGAGUUCCUGUGGCAGCACGUGGAACUGGUGUUGUCCAAAAAAGGCUUCGACGACAGCGUGGGACGGAAUCCGCAGCCUUGCCACUUUGAGCUGCCGUCUUACUCCAAGUGGGCACAGGUGGCGCUGAAGCUCCACCAGGCGCUGGUGGGCGGCGCCGAGGAGGAGGUGGUCGACCUGGCGGCCAAGGUCCAGCUCCAGCUCAAGGUGCUGGACGGCUUCCUCGACGCCGACGCCAAGUUCUCCGAGAACCGGUGCCAGAAGGCGCUGCCACUGGCCCACAGCGCGUACCAGGCCAACCUGCCGCAUAACUACACCACGGCCGUGCACAAGAACCAGCUGGCGCAGGCGCUGCGCGUGUACAGCCAGCAUGCGCGCGGCGUGGCCUUCCAGCGCUACGCCCUGCAGCUCCACGAGGACUGCUACAAGUUCUGGAGCAACGGGCAUCAGCUGUGCGAGGAGCGCAGCCUCUCCGACCAGCACUGCGUUCACAAGUUUCACUUACUGCCGCAGCCAGGAGAGAAAACCGAUGUGGACCACAACCCGCCCAUUCUGAACCACAACAGCAGGGGGCGCUCCACGAGCUCCUGCAACUGCGGAAGGAAGCAGGCCCCCCGCGACGACCCUUUUGAUGUACAGGCGGCAAACUACGACUUUUACCAGGUCCUGGAAGAAAAAUGCUGCGCAAAGCUGGACAGGAUCAACUUCCCGAUCUUCCAGCCGAGCACUCCCGACCCCGCCCCCGCCCCGGCCAGCAACGGGGCACAGCGCCCCCCGUGCGAGGGCGAGGCCGACAGGCUGAAGGAGGCCGGGGCGGCGCACAGCCACACGCCCGGCGACACCAGCCUGAGCCUGGCUCUGAGUCUGGGCCAGUCCACCGACAGCUCGAGUCCUUACGGGGACGGCGACUCGGCUGCCGACAGCCGCGUGCAACAAAAGCGACCCAGUCUGGCCGACCGCCAGCCCUCCACUGUGGAGUACCUCCCGGGGAUGAUGCACUCGGGCUGCCCCAAGGGACUCUUGCCCAAGUUCUCCAGCUGGUCCCUGGUCAAACUGGGUCCGGCCAAGUCAUACAACUGCCACACGGGUCUGGAACAGCCGGGCUUCCUCCCCGGCGCCUCCUUCUUGCUCCCUUGGGACUUGGUGAUCCGCAGCCGUUCGGAGGACGACGCGGCGGAGCCUCUGGACGGGGGCGCGUCCUCGUGGCCGACACCCAACAAGAUGCCAGCGGGGAAGCGAGGCGGCGCGGGCUGCCCGGGGAGGAGCCGGCGGCGGGACGACACGGCGCGGGCCUACGUGGGCUUCGAGUACGAGGACGGGCGAGGGCGGCGCUUCAUCAGCUCGGGGCCCGACAAGAUCGUCAAGGUGCUGGGGCCGGGCGGCGUCAAGGAGCCCGCCGGCAGGGUGCUCAACGGCGACAUGCCGCUCUACAUCCCGUCGCCCUCGCAGGGACGAGGAGUCAAGCCCCACUUCGCUCAGCUGGUGCGACUUUUUAUCGUGGUACCCGACGCCCCGCUUGAGGUCACCCUCACCCCUCAGGUGCAGCCCGGUCCGCCCCCGUGCCCCGUUUUCCACCCGGAGCAGACCGACUUGGCGCUGCCGCCCAACGGCCUUUGGGUGCUGCGCUUCCCGUACGCCUACGCCACCGAGCUGGGACCCUGCUACCCCCCCAAGGAGAACCAGCCCCUCGGCAACUACAAGGUGCUGCGAGGAAUCGUCAGGGCCACCACGACCAACACCCCCCCUCAGUAAAAAACCCGUCACAACCUGCGGACCCGCCGGACAAACUCCCGUGUGCAAUCUCGCACGAGGCCAGCCGGGGGCGACAAUUCACUUUUUUCAAGAACACUGGAUAUAUUUUGCCAUGUUUGGUGUCCAUUAAUCCGUUUAUUUUCAAAGCUUGUGCAAAUAUUUCGUUCUUGAAUCAAAAUCUUUUUUUCGCUAGAAGUGACAGGAAAGUAUCAAAAGACUAAGUACUUUUUUUUUUUGGGGGGGGGGGUUUGAUGAAAAAUUGUUUCCAUAACUGUUUUUAAAAAGAUUGCAAAAUCUAUUGAACUCCAAAGUAAAAUUAAAGCAAACUCUACUUUAGAAGUGAUUCUUUUGCAUACUGUAUGUAUGUAUGUUAAAGACAAUAAAUACAAAUGCAAUCAAAUACAAACAUUUUUCAUGAAAAUUCAAAUAUUAUCCACGCAGCAUGAUGGACUAGUGGUUUGAAUGUUUGCCACGCAGCCCGAAACAUGGAACUGAUCCUUAACGCCAGAGGGAAAAUGGUCGCCUGUCAUUGGCUGACGACCGCUGGGCUCAGGAAGUAAUAUCUCCAAAUAUUGUGCUGUCUUCGUUCAUCAACAAAUAAAAGAUGUAAAUUGAAAAUUCCGUGAAUUCAUACGCGUUACGGGGCAUACGUCUAACGGCUGCUAAUAUAAAAUUGCCAGUUAUUUUAUAUGUUCUCAGGGUUUCUGUUUUAUUACCGAGCACAAUGUUCUUGUGACUCUGAUAAGCAGGCAGGAAAUAGGUCAGCGUUAAACCUUUGUCUCAUUCACACACACACACACACGUGUGUAUAUAACCUGAAGGAAUGUAGCCAAUAAUAAUGCGGUUAAUAACAAAGCUCACCUUUCAAGGUCAUAAACUGGGACCAAAAAAAGCAUUUUUUUCCCCACACAAGGGAUUGGCAGGAUGAAUGUUUUUCGUGUCCAUUUUUUCCCCAAUAUCCCCAAGUAUUUUGCAUCUUGACUCAAACGGUCAAAUCAUAAAGCCUGCAAUUAACUGUUCGGCCAAUUGAAUUUUAACGUUACUGUCACGGGAGUGGGGAAAAAACAAACAUACUCACUACCUUAACACAACUUCCUGUGUAUUUUAUCACCCUUUGUUGUAUUGGCAAAAAAAGUCAUUGUGUUAGCCAUAAAAACUUUUUUUUCUUUUUUUUUUUUUUAAAGGCAGGACCACUAUUUAGCACUGUCUUGGUGACCUUCAGAGUAAGAUUUUCGUAAAUCUGGGCUACUGUUUAAAGCGACAACAAACAUUUUUCUUAAAAUGGCAAAACAAAACAUCACGCCAAUGUCUUUUUUUUUUGUCCUGCUGGAGAGAUUCAUAAGAAGUGAAGCAAGGG